Molecule: messenger RNA, 612 nt
Organism: Histoplasma capsulatum G186AR
Lineage: Eukaryota; Fungi; Ascomycota; Eurotiomycetes; Onygenales; Ajellomycetaceae
Exons: 6
Coding region: 1-612 (203 amino acids)
Biological process (GO): defense response
Source: RefSeq, a predicted model, not a curated record
AUGUCCCUCCCGUAUGAAGUGUUGAACAAAUCAGGUCCCAAAAGUAUAGAUACCGUGGCCCUCGCAUGGGCACCCCUCCAUGCAAUGAACACGAGUCUAAGGGAGCAAUCCAAACUCGGAGGCACCCUAUUGGGAUACUUAUGCGAUAAAAUACUACAUCCCGUCUCGUUUGAUUUGAACCGAUCAUCCAAAAUGCGCGUUUCCGCAAUCUUCGCUAUCAUCUCUGCAUUGAGCAUGACUGCUCUGGCUCUUCCUGCACCUGUCCCUGAGGACCUCGACAUUGCUGAGGUAAAUGCCGGCCUCGCGGCUCGGGAUGCGCCAGCGGAAGCUAUCCCCGAUGAUUUCGCUGGUGACCUUGCUGGUCUGGAUGACGACGACGAUGUUGAUGGGUUCAAUGAGAAUCCCGCUGGUGCAUUUCAAAAGAGAGGCUGGAGCUGCGGCUUCUUUGGUGGAAAUGACGAGCCAUGCCACCAGCAUUGCAAGAGCAUCAGGGGCUACAGAGGUGGUUACUGCAAGUUCGGAGCUGGUUUCGAUGCCACUAGCGGGUUCAUGAUGAACGAAGCAGAGAGAAAAAAAUAUGGCAGGUUUCUGGAAGGAAAAAAACGGACGUGA